AUGCACGCACCCUUGAAGUCGAAGCCGAGAUUGGGCAUAAUCCUACCACUGUACAUUUACCCGUUGUCCUCGGAAAGCUGGAAGCCACUGUACGACGCUGUCACCGCCCACAAGGAUCUCCAGUUCCUUGUCAUUGUCAAUCCGAAUAGCGGACCAGGCACAACACCCUUGCCAGACGAGAACUACCUCCGAGAGUUGGCCGUCCUCAACGCACAUCCAAACAUCAUCACUCUUGGCUACGUCUCCUCCAGCUAUUGUCGUCGCUCACUGCAAGCCGUCUGUAGUGAGAUCGAGGUGUAUGCAAGCUGGACUAGCUACCAAGAAGGGAAAAUUCAGGUGCAGGGCAUUUUCCUAGACGAAUGUCCAGAUUGGUGGCAGAAAGACGCCAACAGUACCUACCUGCAUGCAGUUCAAAGCUGUACGGAGGCGGCCUUUGCGAACGCAUCAGUGAUCAUCCAUAAUCCAGGAGCCAGGCCGGCGCCACUUCCGCAGCGUGUGCGAACCACGGCCACGAUCAUUCGCGAAGACUCAGCAGCUCGCUUCGCCACCACAGACAUUGCUUGGACCAAAGCAUCGACUCCCAGCGAUCGAGCUGAAUACGCCAUCAUACUGUAUGACGUGCCUCGUGAACAGAUGAUGCACCUGGUGAAGAGUCUGCGAGAUCAAGUCGGAUGGCUCUACCUGACGGCAAGCGCCGGCUAUACGGCGCUAGACUCGCUAGCCGAAUUCUGUGACUUAGUGAAUGCUUAG
Messenger RNA from Recurvomyces mirabilis, 750 nucleotides. RefSeq lists its product as uncharacterized. NCBI's taxonomy places the organism in Eukaryota, Fungi, Ascomycota, Dothideomycetes, Mycosphaerellales, Teratosphaeriaceae. The coding region runs from base 1 to 750 and encodes 249 amino acids. The record is from RefSeq and is a predicted model, not a curated record. The transcript has 3 exons.